Molecule: messenger RNA, 1335 nt
Organism: Linepithema humile (Argentine ant)
Lineage: Eukaryota; Metazoa; Arthropoda; Insecta; Hymenoptera; Formicidae
Source: RefSeq, a predicted model, not a curated record
CACACUGAAGCGGCAAACCAAUAAAAGUGUAAGAUAAUUCGUUGGAUAAGAUAGAAAAUCGAAAAGAACGAAGAGACUUUAAUACUAAUUGUCAGUGGAAAUACUAAAAAAUGGAAAAGUAAAGCAGAUAAAGUUCAUCGUUAACUACACACCGACGAAAUGAGCAGAGUAAGAAGUAUGUUAAUGAGUGCUGCUGCAAUUACGGCGGCCGUCAUAGUAGGGUAUAAAGUUAUUAAAUCUAGAAAAAUAAAAAAUGGCGCGAUAUUGGCAAAGAGGUUCCUACUUUACAAUCUUCAAAUUGGAAGACAGUUGUUACAGUAGUUGAUUUAGGGAUAUUUCCAGUGAAAUCGAGUCACAUGAAAUUUUAUUCUGGAUCAUUUAAAUUUCGCGAUUAUGGAAUGUGUGUACACGAUAUGGAGACAUAUAUUUGGAACGGUAUAUAACAAAACAGAAGGUGAAUUUGAAGAUAGCAGAAAAUACCCUUCAUUGGAAUCAUUGUGUGUAAAGUUCACAAACCCUGGCGAAUUAACAUUAAGCAGCGUCAUAUCAUCCAAUACAGUAACAAUGAAUAUAAAUCGAGAUCGCAAUCCUUUCAAUCAAUUUCUGAAGGAGGUAUGGAAUAAAACUUUAGGAACAUUUUAUAGUUCAGAUCUAAACGUUAAUACAUGGUUAAAAAACUGGAUAUGUGAGGAGACAAAUGAGGAUGUAAUUUUGGCUCAUAUGCUUCCACGUAACUGGUAUUCGACAGAAAGGAUAAAAAACAAUUGGUUCCAUUUUGUUGAUGGGUACGAAGCUAUGGAAGAAGAUAAAACGGGAAAAUUCAUAACUUUACCACGUUUCGAACUGAUGACAUUAAAGACGCAAUUAGAGGUACUUGAAAACGAUAGAUAUGUGACGCCAAAUAUUUUAGUUAACACUGACGAUGAAUCGAUAAAUCCUUUUAUAGAGAAAACCUGGGAUUGGAUAAAAAUCGGUGACGAUGUAAUUCUCAGAAAGGUCAAACCAGUUCCGAGCGCUAAUAAAACAAUCCAACAUUGUGGAAUUUAUUGUGCCUUAUGGUCUGGUGGGAACGUAAAGGUAGACGAUGAAAUAUAUAUUUACUAUUCUGAUAUAUAACACAAGUGUAAAAAGAAUAUUGUUUGAACAAAUACUGUUUCGUUGUCAUAAUAAGGAUUUGACGUUUGAGCUAAUUUUACUUUAUUGACUUUUAUACAAAUAUGUAUAGAUAAAUAAUUUAGUGCCUUCAAUGUCCGUAAAUGAUACACAAAAAUGGAUAUUUUACCGAUAUUAACAUUAUUUUAUUCUUUCUAGUGAUUCAUAACAUUUAAUUUUCUC